Messenger RNA from Drosophila grimshawi, 749 nucleotides. Its product is annotated as E3 ubiquitin-protein ligase RNF6. Gene Ontology annotation, cellular component: nucleus. The record is from RefSeq and is a predicted model, not a curated record. Gene Ontology annotation, biological process: interstrand cross-link repair; protein ubiquitination. Bases 8 to 625 code for a protein of 205 amino acids. NCBI's taxonomy places the organism in Eukaryota, Metazoa, Arthropoda, Insecta, Diptera, Drosophilidae. The transcript is spliced from 3 exons. Gene Ontology annotation, molecular function: ubiquitin protein ligase activity.
UAGCAACAUGCAGAGCAAAUAUUUAGUUUCAAUUCCUUAUUCGAGACAUUCACAGCACUUGAAAAUGGGCAAAUGUCGAACUGCCAAACAGACCCGUAAGAGGCCAACAUCCGCUCAGCAAAAUAUAGAUCACAUAGCUAGAUUGGAAACUCUAAUCAAGGAGAAAGAUCAACUCGUUGACGAAUUGAUGGCUCUCACUGAGCAGCCAUGUAAGAAAAAUGAUGAUGAGCAAGACUCAACGCAGUUCUUUGAGACAAAUUUGAAUAACAUAAUAGAUAUUGGCAUCAAGCUAAGCAUAAAGCUGACCGAGAUAACUUCACAUAUGGAAAAACGUAUGCAAACCAUAAAAUCCAUGCAGGACCAAUUGGAGGAGAUGCACAAGGACUCAUAUCGUAAAACCUGUACGGUAUGCCUCUCCGAGACGAGUUUCCUUGGUAAACACCGUCUCGUCUGUCUGCCCUGUGGCCACAUCUAUGGCAAGAAUUGCAUUGUCCAUUGGCUGGAGCAGCAAAAGAAUUGCCCCCAAUGCCGAAAACCAAGCCGAGUUAAUCAAGUGGCAGAAAGUCGGCACUUUAGGGUUAACAGAAAUGAAAAAGGAGAAUCGAAACCAGAUAGCAAAAUUUGAAAGACUGAGAGACACUGGAGGCAAUUGAAAUUGCCAAAGUAAACGAAUGAUUUUCAAAAACGAAGCCGUGUUGUGUGUAAAAUGCCUUCUAGUUCAAUCAAUCAAUAAACGUACAAAACGCGUA